AUGCUCGAGCUAUGGGAGCGCAAUAGUGGCGCCAGAAAGAAAGGGGUUGUGAUGGGCUUUAGCAUGAAAAAAAACUUCAGAGCACAACUAUUUGGUAACGAUGAAGCUGAUGAUGGCUUCGCGCAUUGCGGAAACUCGUCACUCCAUGUCGAGCUUGGAACCGGCAAAAGCGUAGUUUACAAGAACUUUGCACCGGAAAUUGCACUCCACGGCAGUAGUCUAGAUCUCGUGGCUAGUGGUCGAUCAAGGUCCAUCAACGCCUGCUAUGCCAAGCAUCACAGUCUUGGCUCACCCACUUUGACGCGCAAGCGCACAUAG
Messenger RNA from Peronospora matthiolae, 318 nucleotides. Lineage: Eukaryota; Oomycota; Peronosporomycetes; Peronosporales; Peronosporaceae. The record is from the annotation of a GenBank genome assembly.